AUGUCACCCAUCGAUAACCCCGCUCUGCCAAAGGGCUCUUUGGUCCUUGUCACUGGAGUCAACGGCCUUCUUGGCUCCCACGUCGCCAAGCAAUUCCUUGAAUUCGGCUACAAAGUCCGCGGAACGGUUCGGUCCCCGGAGAAGAACUCGUGGCUCACGACCGCAUUCGACAACGAGUAUGGACAAGGGAAUUUCGAGCUUGUCAAGUUGGCGGAUAUGACUGACGAGGAGGCUAUGAAGGAGGUCGCCAAAGAUGUGUCCAUGAUCGCACACACUGCUUCAAUCAUGUCAAUGGAUCCUAACCCCAACAACGUUAUUCCUGGUGUCAUCGCUGGUGCCGUUGGUGCCUUGAAGGCCGCAUACGCCACUCCAAGUGUCAAGCGCUUCGUCUUCACCUCCUCAUCCAGCGCUGCCCUUGUGUCCAUUCACAAUGCCCCUGGCGCUACUAUCACCGAGGACAGCUGGAGUGAGGGUGCUGUCAAGAAGGCUUGGGCAGACCCCCCCUAUGAGAGGGAGAGGGCUGGAGCUGUCUACGCAGCAAGCAAGAACCAGUCUGAGAAGGCUAUCUGGGAUUACCACAAGGAACAUCGCAGCGAGAGGCCUGACUUGGUUGUCAAUACCGUACUACCCAACUUCAACUGGGGCAGGUCUAUCGAUCCCGUCAACCAGGGAUUCCCCAGCAGUACCGGCUACGUUAUCCAGCUAUUCCAGGGCAACGCGACGCCUAUACAUAAUGUCAUCGCUCCCCAAUACUACAUCGACGUUGACGACACAGGCAGACUGCAUGUUGCAACAGCCCUGUUCGGCCACCUAGAAGACCAGAGAAUAUUUGGUUUCGCAGGCCACUUUAACUGGGAUUCGAUCCUGGACAUUUUCCGAAAGAACUAUCCCGACCGGAAGUUCCCCGAUAACUUCUCGGGUGGACGCGAUGCCAACGAGAUCAAGCCGGUCGACAAGGCGGAGCAGCUUCUGAAGGAUAUGGGUCGGCCUGGCUGGACUAGUCUAGAGGACUCGAUUCUUGCUACCGUUGAAGGAUACGUUUCCGUUGAGAAGGCCAAGAUUUGA
Messenger RNA from Fusarium sp. VM40, 1065 nucleotides. Lineage: Eukaryota; Fungi; Ascomycota; Sordariomycetes; Hypocreales; Nectriaceae. The record is from the annotation of a GenBank genome assembly.